This is a messenger RNA of Spodoptera litura, 1709 nucleotides long. NCBI's taxonomy places the organism in Eukaryota, Metazoa, Arthropoda, Insecta, Lepidoptera, Noctuidae. The record is from RefSeq and is a predicted model, not a curated record.
UGAGACAAUAUAUGGUUAACUUUUUAUCACUAUCAGUAAGACCGCAAAAGAUAAUAUCGGGACCCCUCAAUGUCAAAUCUGAGCGAGAGUAAUGCAACUCGACAAGGGAACACAGAAGUCAGUCUGUUCGAGAUACGGAAAUGUCUAAACUUUGUCUACUGACAAUGACUGAUUGUUAUAAUGAAAAAUUCAAGCUACACUGACUGACUUGUAAUUUGUAUUCAUAGGAUCAUUUAUUGGGGUUAUAGAACAUUUCAUUUCACAGACAACUUGAAACCUAUUAACAGAAAUAUACUAAAAAUGUUAAAAAUAUUGUUUCAACACUUUUUUGGGGCACAAGUCUUUUUUAUCCGUGCUGACUUGGCUAUAGAGAGAUUAUACCUAUCAGCAGUUGAUAAUCUUUAUCAGUUAUUCAUAAAAAUACAUAUUUCGACUAAACACGCAGCGUAGGAACGUUGUCGACUAACAUUUUUUUAUGGAAAUGCGAAAUAAAUCAUCGUUACAGAAAGUGUCUAAGAAAGUGAAAAUGAAAAGAAAGUAUUUAAAAUAUAUAGUGUGUGUGUUUGUGGCGUGGUAUUUGUACAAUUAUUUAGGAAUAGGCGACUAUUUACAUGCAUCAAGCUUCGAAACCGAUUUCCAUUAUCCACUCGAUGUAAAUAUCAGAGACCUAGUGGACGACGUGUUAAGAUAUCAAAAUUUCACAGUUCGCCCUAUCAAUCAUUACCCUUACAAUUUCCUCAGCAACUCCGGGAAAUGUACCAAUAUCGAGAAGAUAGACUUAAUGAUCGUGGUCAAAUCGGCGAUGCCUCACUUCGGCCACAGAGACACCAUCAGAAAAACAUACGGCAAUGAGGAUAUACCAGAACGUACUGUGAAGAUCCUUUUCUUCUUAGGAGUCGACGGAAAGCCCAAGUCCGAUGUACAGCGCCAAAUAGACCAGGAGAUGGCAGACUUCCACGACAUCAUUCAGAUGGACUUCAUCGACUACUACUACAACAACACCAUCAAGACGAUGAUGUCGUUCCGCUGGGUAUACGAGCACUGCUCGCACGCCGACUACUACCUGUUUACAGACGACGACAUGUACAUCUCCGUGAACAAACUGCUGGACCACCUCCCCGAUCGGCCCGACACGUCUAGCAAGCUGCAGGAAGACUUGUUGUUCACUGGAUACGUGUUCCACUCGGCUCCGCAGCGGUUUAGAUUCAGCAAGUGGCGUGUGUCAUUGGAGGAGUACCGCUGGGACAGAUGGCCGGACUAUGUGACGGCUGGAGCCUACGUCCUAUCCAACAAAGCUUUGCGGGUCAUGUACAUUGGCAGUUUGUUUGUGAAGCACUUCCGUUUCGACGACAUCUACCUGGGCAUAGUGGCGAAGAAGGUGGGCAUCACGCCAGAGCAUUGCCCACACUUCUAUUUCUACAAGAAAGAUUUCUCACCCGACGCCUACGAGGACGUGAUAGCGUCGCACGGCUACCACGAUCACGAUGAGCUAAUCAGGGUUUGGCACGAGAUGAAUAGCAAAUAUUUUAUAAGAUGAAUCCAUUAUUUGGACCCCACAACACUGAACAAAUAAUUACAUACAGCAUGGAAACAGCAAUAAGAGCUGUAUCAGUACCUACCCGAGUAAAACUGAUGGGUUUUUUUUUAAGAGGGGAAAAUCAUCGAAUGACCGCUUCUGCCUAAGUGAGGCGGGAGGGAGUGUCAGACUC